AUAUACAUAUUAACAGAGCUUUUCGCAUUUCAAUUUCACGUUUUCUGUGCAAAAUAUACUAGCUAAUACACCUUAUAUUUUAUCAGUGCCAACAAUCUUGCAAUGUAAUAAACAAAACCGAUUGUUGGUCAGUGUCAACAGUUCAUGUUAUUCAAGUGGCUAAUGAGAUAAGGUCAGUGUAAGUUAAUCUUCACUUAUUAUAAAAAUUGCAUAAAUCAUCCAUCAUGAGCGGUUCGGUGUGCAAAAGAUUGAUUGGAAAAAUAGCUGUUGUCACAGCUUCAACUGAAGGCAUUGGAUUGUCUAUAGCAGAAAGGUUUGCUCAAGAAGGUGCAAAAGUGUUAAUCAGCAGCCGUAAGCAAAGCAAUGUUGAUAAAGCUUUACAACAGUUGAAAGGCAAAGGACUCUCUGUUCACGGAGUAGUGUGUCAUGUAAGCAAUGCUGAACACAGAAAGUUGUUAUUUCAAGAGGCAGCAAAACUUGGUGGACUCGAUAUUCUUGUUUCUAAUGCUGCAGUGAAUCCUGAAGUUGGAGCAGUACUGGAUGCUAGCGAACAGUCAUGGGAUAAGAUUUUUGAAGUAAAUGUGAAGGCAUCUUAUUUGUUGGCCAAAGAAGCUCUACCUUUACUUAGGAAAAGUAAAGCUGGAAGAAUAAUAUUCAUUUCAUCCAUCGCAGGAUUCCAACCUUUUGAUUUACUUGGUGCAUAUUCUGUUAGUAAAACUGCUCUCAUUGGCUUAACUAAAGCAGCAUCACAACAAUUGGCUUCUGAUAAUAUCACAGUGAAUUGUAUUGCUCCGGGAAUUAUAAAAACGAAAUUUUCGGAAACGUUGACUACGGGUCCAGCAGAGGAAAUUGCGUUAAGUCAAAUCGCUUUAAAACGGUUUGGAACUCCAGAAAAUAUUAGUGGUGUUGCUGCAAUGUUAGCUUCCGAUGAUGGAGCGUACAUUACUGGUGAGAGCAUAAUUGCUUCAGGAGGAAUGCCUUCAAGAUUGUAAUUUUAACUGUGCAACGCUGUUUUUACUGUUACACUAUUAAUAUGAUUGAGAUAUAUUGCUACUCAUUGUGAGUUAUUGGCAAUAGACUUAAAAAUUAUAUUAUAUAAUAAUUGUU
Aethina tumida (small hive beetle) is the source of this 1107-nucleotide messenger RNA. It is a transcript of the gene Dhrs4, whose product is annotated as dehydrogenase/reductase SDR family member 4. NCBI's taxonomy places the organism in Eukaryota, Metazoa, Arthropoda, Insecta, Coleoptera, Nitidulidae. The record is from RefSeq and is a predicted model, not a curated record. The transcript has 7 exons. The coding region runs from base 225 to 992 and encodes 255 amino acids. Gene Ontology annotation, molecular function: carbonyl reductase (NADPH) activity.